UAUUCUGUUUUAUCAUUAGCAAAAAUCCAACAAUUCAAUGACUAUAUAGAGACAGAUAGAGACGAGGGGCUGAAUUCUUUGUGCUCUUUUGCUUUGGUUUGCUGGUUCUUGAGAAUGGGCGCAGGUGGGUCAAAGGCGUGGGAGAAAAGUGGGGCAGGGGGGGAGGGAGAGGGAGAGGAAGAUAUGCAGCUCUACGUUUCCCUCAACAUGGAGUGGAGUGGAGACAGAGAUAGAGAUAGAGACCAGCCCCUCCUCAUCCCGCAUGUCUAUGGAUCUCUUCCUCUUGUUGGCUCAUGGGAUCCUUCCAAAGCUUUGGCCCUGGAGCGUGAAUCAACUUUUAGGUGGGAGAUCAGUUUUGUUGCCCCUCCUAAUCAUGGAACUCUGGAUUUCAAAUUUUUACUUAAGCCAAAGCAUAGUGGCUCACCCUGUAUCAUUGAAGAGGGAAUAAAUCGGCUUCUCACUGGAGGGGCACUCCAUGGAGAUGCUCAAUCAGCCUUUUUUAGAUUGCCUGAAAAUAAUGAGAUGUUAGAGUACCUUGUGUAUAUCAAGGCAGACAAAGUGUCUCCAUUUGAUCUUGCAGCUAGUUGGAGAGCAUACCAGAAAAUUUUGCAGCCAUCAACUGUGCGGAGAGUACCUGACAUUAGUAUUGAUUCUAUUCCUGUAACUGGCUUGGAGGACACAGAUGUGCCACUUUCAUACUCUCACAAUGCACAUUUAAGUGAAUUGGCUGAAUACAAGUCUGUAGGCACAGAUUCCAGUGCAGUUAGACACACCAGUCAGGGAGGAUUACUUGUAGACAGGGGUGUUGGAAGCUCACCCAAAACUGUACAGUCAAAUGCCAUGCCAGAAGCAGCCGGAGCUGUUGCAGCUGCAGCUGUUGCAGAUCGGAUGCUUGGGCCAAAAGAGCACCAACAAAUGGCUAUUGUUUUGGUUGGGUUGCCUGCAAGAGGAAAGACAUUUACUGCUGCAAAGUUGACCAGAUAUCUUCGCUGGCUUGGCCAUGAUACAAAACACUUUAAUGUUGGAAAGUAUCGUCGCCUCAAGCAUGGUUUAAAUCAGACUGCAGAUUUCUUUCGAGCUGAUAAUCAAGAUGGCGUCGAUGCACGGAAUGAGGUGGCAGCCCUGGCAAUGGAAGAUAUGCUGUCAUGGAUGCUGGAAGGAGGGCAGGUAGGCAUUUUUGAUGCAACAAAUAGCACAAGAAAGCGGCGGAAUAUGCUAAUGCAAAUGGCUGAAGGAAAAUGCAAGAUCAUAUUUUUAGAGACCAUAUGUAAUGAUCAGGCUGUAAUAGAGCAGAACAUUUGCUUAAAAAUCCGCCAGAGUCCAGACUAUGCAAAUCACAGGCCUGAUUUGGCAGCAGGAAUGGAAGAUUUCAAAAAUCGACUUUCUCACUAUGAGAAGGUCUAUGAGCCUGUUGAAGAAGGUUCUUAUAUUAAAAUGAUAGACACGGUUAGUGGCAAGGGAGGACAGAUGCAAAUAAACAAUAUUAGUGGAUACCUUCCAGGGCGGAUAGUAUUCUUUCUGGUUAAUACACAUCUUACACCACGUCCAAUUCUGUUGACACGACAUGGGGAAAGCCGUGACAAUGUAAGAGGACGGAUUGGAGGAGACUCAGUUUUGAGUGAAGCUGGGGAAGAAUAUGCAAUGAAACUGGCAGAUUUUGUGAACAAGCGACUAAGAUAUGAAAAAACUGCAUGUAUAUGGACAAGUACCUUGCAGAGAACAAUAUUGACAGCACAACAUAUUGGUGAAUUCCCAAAGAUACAAUGGCGUGCUUUGGAUGAGAUAAAUGCAGGAGUCUGCGACGGAAUGACUUAUGAAGAAAUAAAAAAGAACACACCAGAAGAAUAUGAUGCUCGAAAAGCUGACAAACUGAGGUAUCGUUAUCCUCGUGGAGAAUCCUACCUUGAUGUCAUCCAGAGAUUGGAACCUGUCAUCAUUGAGCUGGAGAGACAGCGUGCUCCCGUUGUGGUGAUUGCCCACCAGGCUGUUCUGCGAGCCUUGUAUGCAUAUUUUGCUGAUAAGCCCUUGAAAGAAGUUCCACACAUUGAGGUACCCCUGCAUUCAAUGAUUGAGAUCCAAAUGGAGGUAACUGGUGUCCAUGAAAAGAUAUACAAGCUCGUGAAUUGAUAUUUGGAAGCAGAGAAAUCAACGUAUUAUAUAGUGCUAGCUGACAAAUACUUCCCUCGGCAGAUUGCAUGUAUUUGAGUCUACUGUCCAUCCUUCCACCAGUAGAAAAUGUUAAAGUGGUAAAAGAAACAAGUUUAACUGCUUGUGACCUUCAAUAAAAUCCUAGAGUUGUUUGAUUAUUUUCAAUCCAUUUCAAUGAUUUACUUCUA
Molecule: messenger RNA, 2336 nt
Organism: Cryptomeria japonica (Japanese cedar)
Lineage: Eukaryota; Viridiplantae; Streptophyta; Pinopsida; Cupressales; Cupressaceae
Product: 6-phosphofructo-2-kinase/fructose-2,6-bisphosphatase
Exons: 22
Coding region: 115-2127 (670 amino acids)
Biological process (GO): fructose 2,6-bisphosphate metabolic process; fructose metabolic process
Cellular component (GO): cytosol
Molecular function (GO): fructose-2,6-bisphosphate 2-phosphatase activity; starch binding; 6-phosphofructo-2-kinase activity
Source: RefSeq, a predicted model, not a curated record